AUGUUUGAAGCUAUUGGAAGAAUUGUUGGAACUAGACACCAAGCCCCUCAUGCUGCUAGCGCACCAGUCGUACCUCAAGGCCUUGAAGCCGCACUUAAGUGGGCCAUACGGCGUGGGGUUCUCAGGGCGCUAAAGGCCGAUGACGCAGAGGAUAAAUGUAUUAGAGGAAAUAAAAAUUUGCACAUUCUACUAAAUCGAGUUUAG
Messenger RNA from Pieris macdunnoughi, 204 nucleotides. The record is from the annotation of a GenBank genome assembly. Lineage: Eukaryota; Metazoa; Arthropoda; Insecta; Lepidoptera; Pieridae.